Molecule: messenger RNA, 2160 nt
Organism: Leptidea sinapis
Lineage: Eukaryota; Metazoa; Arthropoda; Insecta; Lepidoptera; Pieridae
Gene: Rala
Product: ras-related protein Ral-a
Exons: 6
Coding region: 503-1105 (200 amino acids)
Biological process (GO): Ras protein signal transduction
Cellular component (GO): plasma membrane
Molecular function (GO): GDP binding; GTPase activity; GTP binding
Source: RefSeq, a predicted model, not a curated record
UACCUACCUACUACCUAGUACCGUGCUAGUACCUACCUACCUAUUCAAUGAUGCGCAAUUGUGCAUAUUUUGUUUAUCUAUUAGUCAUUAGUUAUAACUAAGUAAUGGUAUAACAAUUUUAAUGUAUAGUGAAUUUGAUUAUGGACGAUUUAAGGUUGCUAAGCAUCAUUAUCGUGUAAGACUUAGUGUUUGAGUUCGAUGUUGUCGACUGUCGAGUGACGUGAUUGUUUACGGCGGCAACGCCUCUUUAGACCCUAAGAAAGCUGAAAGACUUAAAAUUAACAGUUAACUCGUGAGCGGUGAGACCGACACAUAGUUUCUCGUGGCCGCGCAUUCUCUUUCGGUUCUCACACAUCUAAACUAGCGGCUUGCGAACGAGAGCGCCGCGACUGUUGAAUAACCUGGGGUGUGACGUCAUCGGCUAGUGAGCGCACGCCCGUGUUUUUAAAAACUUCGGCCGAACAUACGCAUUUUGAUCGUGGGCAGCGGGCGGCGGGCAGCCAUGUCGCGGAAGGCGGGCGCGCAGGGCACGCUGCACAAGGUGAUCAUGGUGGGGUCGGGAGGGGUGGGCAAGUCGGCGCUCACGCUGCAGUUCAUGUACGACGAGUUCGUGGAGGACUACGAGCCCACCAAGGCUGACAGCUACAGGAAGAAGGUCGUGCUGGAUGGCGAGGAGGUUCAGAUCGACAUCUUGGACACAGCGGGCCAGGAGGACUACGCCGCCAUCCGGGACAACUACUUCCGCUCUGGAGAGGGCUUCCUGUGCGUCUUCUCCAUCACUGAGCCCGAGAGCUUCGACGCCACGCAAGACUUCCGUGAGCAGAUCCUGCGCGUGAAGAACGACGAGAACAUUCCGUUCCUGCUGGUGGGGAACAAGUCGGACCUCGCGGACAAGCGGCGCGUGCCUCUGGACGCGUGUCGCGAGCGGGCCGCCGCCUGGCGCGUGCCCUACGUCGAGACCUCGGCUAAGACGCGCGACAAUGUCGACAAGGUGUUCUUCGACCUGAUGCGGGAGAUCCGCUCGCGCAAGUCGGACGACAGCCGCGCGCUCAACGGCGACGUGCGUGCCAAGAAGCGCAGAAGGAUUAAGUGCGCCAUCUUGUAGACGCCGUGCGACGCGCCCUCGUCGCCGAAUGAGGAAGGGAGAGAGACUGUGCACGUCCGCCGACCGCUCCUGGUGUUGUGUCCGUUGCAACUGCUUUCGAUAUUGUAUAGUAGUUAUAUUAUAUAAUCUGUAUAAUGUUAGCUAUUGAGCUUUUUACUAUUGUAUCCUAGAUUUUAUAAUGGUUAGGCCAUGGAAGCUUCGGCUACACUGGCAACCCCUCGACCGGUCGCUCCUUGAACGACCUUGAACCUUGAUAUCGCUAUCCAAUGUGGCCGGCGUGCGUGCGGUGUUGCCGCUCCGUGCACGCUACAUCUGAACCCUGAAGCGAUGGUGCGUAUAUUCCAGACCAAACACAAUUUAUCGAUAUAUUGUCGAUAUAUAUUGUUCACGAACUUCCCGCGGUGAUCACACUCCUGCCAGUUGCCGCGGGCAGCUAGUGCUUGACAUAAUAUGUACGUGACGGUGCGAGGGCCGCCCUUGGUUGCGAGUCACGUCGAGCGCCACAUUCUGAAUGUCUGUUGUAAUAUUAUUGUAAUUUAUCAAUAUAGUUAAUGUAAUUGAGGGAAAUAACUUUGUGGCAAAAAUUUUAUUUCCAAAAAAAAGUGUAUUGCGAAUGUAAUUCAAGGUUUGUUUGUAUGUCGUCCGCGUCGCCCCGGGCGAGAUAUACAGGAGCACGUGAAUCUUUUACAUAAAAAUCAAAAUUAUUGAAUAAUUUAUAAAAAUUUAAAUAAGUGAAAUCUUAAAAAUGUUGCGUUAUUUCUGCUCAAUUUUUAGAAUUGAGCUUGAAAAACAUUAGAAAGUAUAAUUUUAUUUUCAGUUGAUCUUUGAACAAUUUUGAUUCUUAAACAAAAAGCAUAAAAUAAGUAUGUGUGUGUGUUGGGUGGCGCUCGGGCAUGAGCGAGGCAGUAUGUCGUGUCGUGUAUAUGUGUGUAUAAUGAAUGUAAUUUAUUAAUUUAUGGUCAACGAGUACGCAAUGUAUAUCGAACACGUUUUGAAUGUUUAUAAUGAAACCAGAUAAUUACAACAAGCAACAAUAUAAUUAUUUGCAACAAAAA